This is a messenger RNA of Penicillium verhagenii, 987 nucleotides long. RefSeq names its product putative mitochondrial dicarboxylate carrier protein. The coding region runs from base 1 to 987 and encodes 328 amino acids. Gene Ontology annotation, biological process: transmembrane transport. NCBI's taxonomy places the organism in Eukaryota, Fungi, Ascomycota, Eurotiomycetes, Eurotiales, Aspergillaceae. The record is from RefSeq and is a predicted model, not a curated record. The transcript is spliced from 2 exons. Gene Ontology annotation, molecular function: oxoglutarate:malate antiporter activity.
AUGGCCUCCAAUUCCAUCAAAGAUUCCCCCAGCACCGCAGCCGUGGCUGCUUCCAGCCCAGCUACUCAAGCUACUACUACCACCAUCCUCCAAAACCCAUACCUCCGUGCCGCCCUUCCCUUCAUCAACGGCGGCCUCUCCGGUAUGACCGCCACCGCAGUAAUUCAACCUGUCGAUAUGGUCAAAGUCCGUCUCCAGCUCGCCGGUGAAGGUGGAAAGACCGGCCCCCGCCCCUCCGCCUUCGGAAUCACCCGCGACAUCAUCGCCGCCGGCAAAGUCGCUGACCUCUACACUGGCCUUUCCGCCGGUCUCCUCCGUCAAGCAGUCUACACCACCGCCCGCCUGGGUCUCUUCGACACCUUCAUCAAAUCUCUCAACGCAAACGCCGAAUCGGCAAACCGAAAAGUCACUUUCGCUGAGCGCGCCGCAGCUGGCCUGACCGCCGGUGGCGUUGCGGCUAUGAUUGGAAACCCAGCCGACCUGGCCCUUGUCCGUAUGCAAUCUGAUGGCCUCAAGCCCGUCGCCGCGCGCGCAAACUACCGUUCCGUCUUUGAUGCGCUGGCUCGCAUCUCGAGCACAGAAGGUGUCGCGGCUUUGUGGGCGGGUGCGUGUCCGACGGUUAUUCGGGCCAUGGCCCUUAAUAUGGGACAGUUGACCUUCUUCGCCGAGUCCAAGGCACAGCUUAAGCAGCAUACAAGCUUGUCGACACAGAGUCAGACAUUUGCGGCGUCCGCCAUUGCGGGCUUCUUUGCUAGUUUCCUUUCAUUGCCGUUUGACUUUAUUAAGACACGGUUGCAGAAGCAGCAGAAGGACCCGAAGACAGGCCUCGUGCCCUAUCGGGGUGUUUUGGAUUGUGCGCGCAAGGUUGUUGCGGAGGAGGGUUGGUUGCGCUUUUACCGUGGCUUUGGCACUUAUUACGUGCGGAUCGCUCCUCAUGCUAUGGUGACCCUCAUCGUGGCUGAUUACCUCAACCUUAUUACCAAAUAA